Taeniopygia guttata (zebra finch) is the source of this 2091-nucleotide messenger RNA. RefSeq names its product interferon-induced protein with tetratricopeptide repeats 5. Gene Ontology annotation, molecular function: protein binding. NCBI's taxonomy places the organism in Eukaryota, Metazoa, Chordata, Aves, Passeriformes, Estrildidae. Gene Ontology annotation, biological process: defense response to virus. Gene Ontology annotation, cellular component: cytosol. The record is from RefSeq and is a predicted model, not a curated record.
UGCAUCACAGAUGCCAUGAGGGUGGGACCAAUAAAUAAAAUGGAAGGCAUAACAGCUGGGAGCAGCACUCCUUUGGCUUUGGAGUGCCUGAAGACAAGUGAGCAGAGAAGGAAAACCAUGAGUACCAUUUCCAAGGAUUCCUUGAAGAUUUCCCUGUUGCAGUUAGAAUGUCAUUUUACGUGGGCUUUGCUGAAGAAGCAUGUAAGUCUUGAGGUCCUAGAGGAAACCAUACUUGAUCAUAUCAAGUUUUUGUCAGAAUAUGAGAUUAGAGAUUAUAAUAUGCUCUCCUAUGUAAACUACCUAAAGAAUUCAAAUGAGAAAGCCCUGGAAAACCUCAAAAAAGCUGAAGAAGCUAUUCAAAAACGUCAUCCAGAUGAAAUUGACUGGAGAAGUCUUGUUACCUGGGGGAACUAUGCCUGGAUCUAUUACCACAUGCAGAGAUAUGAAGAAGCUCAAACUUACGUAAGCAAAGUGGAAAACAGCUGCAAAAAGCUUUCAAGUACUGCUCAUGGGAAGAUUCAGCUUCCAGAGAUCUAUGCUGAGCAAGGAUGGGCAUUAUUGCGUUUUGGGUUUAAUUACUUUGAGAGGGCAAAGAAUUGCUUUGAGGAAGCUAUGAAGAGUGAGCCUGAUAACCCAGAUUUUAAUGCUGGCUAUGCAACAGCCAUGUAUCGCUUGGAAGUUAACUCUCAGUGGUACAGGGGAGAGACAACGCCAUGCCUCGAGGCCCUGAAGCGGGCAGUGGAACUGAAUCCAAAGGACACUUCUUUAGCGGCAUUACUCGCAUUAGUACUUCAGCGAUUACAUCGAGGUCAUGAAGGCGAGAGGUACAUUCAAGAAGGACUGCAGAAAACCCCUGACUUUCCUGUUUUCCUGCGACAUGCUGCUAAUUUCUACAGAAAGAAAGGAGAAGUGGACAAGGCAGUGGAGAUUUUGAAGAAGGCCCUAGCACUGACGCCAAAGUCUGUCGUUCUGCAUCACCAACUAGGACUCUGCUACAAAUUCAAGGCACUUCAAUUGAAAAAGACAAGACACUCACCUCAAGAGGAAAUGGCAAAUUUUAUGCAGCUUGCCAUUUUUCAUUUUAAAACAGUGAUUGACAAAAAGCCAGUAUUUUUUUAUGCCUAUAGUGACCUAGCAAAAGCAUAUGCAAUAAGCAAGAGGUAUGAAGAAGCAGAAGAGAUAUAUCAGAAAGUGCUUCAGAAAAAUGAUAUGGCAUGUGAAGAAAAACAAGAAAUCUACUUGAAUUAUGCCUAUUUUCAGCAGUUUCACAUGAAGUCAGAAUCAAAAGCCAUUAAAUAUUACAUAGAAUGUCUGAAAGUUGAAGCAGAUUCCUAUGCAAGAAAAAAGUGCAGUGAAGCUGUGGAGACAUUAUUGAAACAGAAAAUUGAGAGUGGUUUAGGAGAUGCCACUGAUAUUGGUACACUUGGACUUGUUCAUAACCUAAAUGGUAAGAAACAAGAAGCAAUUGAAUGCUAUGAGAAAGCCAUUGCCUUGGAUCCCAACAAUGAAGAAUAUCUGAAUACGUUAGCUGAGCUACAACUUUCCAUCUCAAGCUAAAGCUCACAAAAAUCCUGUGUACCAAAAAACUGUGUACCCCAAACCAAGGAGGUUUCAACACUAUCAAAACUUUUUUUGUUGUUUGUUUUUCUUUUGAUAAUAUAGAAACUGCGGAUGAUUAUUGAUUUGUGCAUUGACUAACAUAGAGCAUGCUUGGAUAGCUAUAUAAUAUAUAUUUAUAGCUAAUCUAACUUAGUCUUCAAUGCUAACAUGGGUAUAAAUGUUGUAUUUAAGCGAUGGUCUGUAGAACUUCUAUGCUGAAAUCAGGUAUUACCUUCUUCUUAGAAAAAGAUAAGGGAAUCAUAUUGUUGUAUUUUGUCUUUAUACUUGAAGGGCAUGCUUAUACACAAAUAGAAUUUUUUAAGUGUUUCAAAAAUAUCUUUUGUAGAAUAAACUCCUGUUGAAGGCUUGUUCAGUUUACUACCUUGUAUGCUGUUUAAUUAUGAAAAACAAACACUUUUUUGCUAGUCCACUGGAAAGUUUACAAAAUGUGUAUUAUUGUUGUGAGCUAUUAAAGUCUGUUGAAUCUAUAAA